Molecule: messenger RNA, 672 nt
Organism: Colletotrichum destructivum
Lineage: Eukaryota; Fungi; Ascomycota; Sordariomycetes; Glomerellales; Glomerellaceae
Exons: 1
Coding region: 1-672 (223 amino acids)
Source: RefSeq, a predicted model, not a curated record
AUGGACGACAACACUGCUCAGGAGGCCACCGGCACUGCCGGUAAGGCCCCUGAGAACGCCCCCAAGACCACCACCGCGGUCCUCCUCGAGCACAUCGCCUCGAAGACGAUCCCGACCGACCCGCAGACGGUCAAGGAUUUCGGCUUUGACCGCUGCAUCACCCAAAAGGGCCAGGAGGUCCUCAUGCAGGCCAUCUACAUCACCCUUCUCAAGGACCUUGCCGUCGCGCCCGCCCAGGUUGAGGAUUGGGUCGCGGAGGGCGGCGCCAAGUUCGCCGAGCAGGUUCGCACAAAGUUCGAGGCCGCCAAGGACGAGCAGGGUCUCAAGUGGCUCGACUACUUCGCCUUCAUCUGGAACCCCAACGACGUCGACGCCGAGCUGGGCGCCAUGAGCGAGGAGUACCUCGGCUCCCUCGCGGGCCCGGGCUUGGACGAGCAGUUUAACGCCCGCGUCGAGACCUACCUGGCCGCCCAGGCCCGUCUCCGCGCGAAGCGCGACGAUCUGAUGGCCCGGGGCGAGUACGUCCCCCGGCCCCAUGGGCCUCGCAUGCUGGUCCCCGCUCCCGGCUCGAACGAUCCUACCCCGGCGAGCGUCUCCCUCUUCUGCCCCGGCACGGACCUGGCCGCUUUUGCCCGCGAGCUUGAGGGCAUGCCCGGUGUUGUGAGUUUUUGA